Molecule: messenger RNA, 476 nt
Organism: Ochlerotatus camptorhynchus
Lineage: Eukaryota; Metazoa; Arthropoda; Insecta; Diptera; Culicidae
Product: histone H2A-like
Exons: 1
Coding region: 1-375 (124 amino acids)
Biological process (GO): heterochromatin formation
Cellular component (GO): nucleosome; chromatin
Molecular function (GO): DNA binding; structural constituent of chromatin; protein heterodimerization activity
Source: RefSeq, a predicted model, not a curated record
AUGUCUGGACGUGGAAAAGGAGGCAAAGUCAAGGGAAAGGCAAAGUCCCGUUCGAUCCGCGCUGGAUUGCAGUUUCCAGUCGGUCGUAUUCACCGUCUACUCCGAAAGGGCAACUAUGCCAAGCGUGUUGGAGCCGGUGCUCCCGUCUACCUGGCUGCCGUGAUGGAGUAUCUGGCCGCUGAAGUUCUCGAGUUGGCAGGAAAUGCCGCUCGUGACAACAAGAAAACCCGAAUUAUCCCACGUCACCUGCAGUUGGCCAUCCGCAACGACGAAGAGCUGAACAAACUUCUUUCCGGAGUGACCAUCGCUCAGGGUGGUGUCCUGCCAAACAUCCAGGCCGUCCUGUUGCCCAAGAAGACCGAAAAGAAGGCCUAAAUUCGAUCCAAGUUCCCACCCUUUAACAAAAUCCGUCCUUUUCAGGACGACCAAUUUGAUGGUAAAGAGUUUCGUUUUCAAAACAGUUUCCUUCGUGGUGC